CCUCGACCUCUUGGAGAUUACAGGUACAAAGAUAAAGCACGAAUCUUUCCCUUACCAUUGUAUCGUGCCAAACUUUAUCGAUCGAGCACAUAUCGUCUCAGUCCUCCAGCUUCAAGGGAGCUGUUGCGAGGGACCAGCGCAACCGUGCCUCACUCGAUCAAGCCCCGCAUCAGCCCUUCAGCCCAAUUUCGUAUUCAUCCAAACAUCCUCACCACCAGCGAAGUCCUGCAAGCAUGGCCGCUAGCACUCCUUCGAUGAUCAUCAACCUGCCGCCUCCUCGUCCCGAGGAGGCAGCGACGCCCAGUGAUCUUCCGGGCACGCCAAAUUCUGGCACCACCACAAUGUCUGAACUUUCGACCGUCGCUAUCAAGGACGGCCAUCGUGGACAUCUCCCUCAUCAUCAUCACAAUCAACCUCUUGACGCUGAGCGUGCGGAUCGCAUCUCUCGCCUUGCAGGUCUUGAUCGUGUUCAGCCUCGAGGUUCACUUACUCCAGGCGCUGGCGUUGUCUCAGGACAGCCUUCGAAUCCUCCACAAGGUUACUUUGACUCCAACAACCAGCCCCAGAUCAUGCGCGAGCGCAGCACAGUCGGAAGCGCAUCCGCAACUGGCUCAGUUGGUGGUCGCACAACGUGGGCCAGCGGCAGCGAUGUAUACGACCCGGACAAGAUGAGCGAGGAUCAGGAUGUCGACACCUCGUCAAUGGGUGGGUUCAGUGAUGAGGGCCAGCAGUCGCUUGUGAGCUUUGGAGAGGGCGCAAGAACGCCUGCACGCCAGCCAAGUCAUCUCGGCAGUCCGGUCGCAAGCAAAGUAACGCCAGUAACGGGGGUGCCAAGCGGUUUAAGGGAGAGCACCAGCGCGGGAAGUCCAUCACAACAAGAUGCGAGAAUGAUUGACGGCGUCACGUACGAUACCAGUGUUGUGGACACGACGAUGAGUGCCAGAGACCCGAACAUGGAGCGCAGUGCUGAGACUAGCGAGCGGUUGAUGAGGGAAAGGUUGGGUAGAGGCUCCCACUAACGUAAGGUGAAAAGGGUACAAACGAGAUGUUGUGACGUAUAAAGGUACGGUUUUAUUAUGAUACAAGACGCUGCCACCGCGCUCGCUUUGGGCUGGCCUGAUUGCUACUGUGAACAAGUCUCGUUGGACGCUUAGAAACGUCACGACCGAACAGAGCACAGUGAGAUGUUGUGGGGAUAUCGACUUUGUAUUCACUGUAUGUACACACCAUGAAAAUGAAGAAAAGCGGGCGCAGUCUUUGUUUGGCUACAUUGGCACAUCAUGUCUAAAAUUUUUCUCGUAAUUUGUCGCGAAAUCCUGAAGAGAGAUGAUUCAGAAGGUGCCAUGGCACAAAAAAACAUGUGCAGAACUAUCUGUACUUCAGUUGAAGACUACACCAGAACUAUGC
Verruconis gallopava is the source of this 1407-nucleotide messenger RNA. RefSeq lists its product as uncharacterized. The coding region runs from base 234 to 1019 and encodes 261 amino acids. The transcript has 2 exons. Lineage: Eukaryota; Fungi; Ascomycota; Dothideomycetes; Venturiales; Sympoventuriaceae. The record is from RefSeq and is a predicted model, not a curated record.